Apiotrichum porosum is the source of this 1368-nucleotide messenger RNA. RefSeq names its product cyclin-dependent protein kinase (gene SSN3). Gene Ontology annotation, molecular function: RNA polymerase II CTD heptapeptide repeat kinase activity; ATP binding; cyclin-dependent protein serine/threonine kinase activity. Gene Ontology annotation, cellular component: mediator complex; nucleus. Gene Ontology annotation, biological process: protein phosphorylation. NCBI's taxonomy places the organism in Eukaryota, Fungi, Basidiomycota, Tremellomycetes, Trichosporonales, Trichosporonaceae. The record is from RefSeq and is a predicted model, not a curated record. The transcript has 8 exons. Bases 1 to 1368 code for a protein of 455 amino acids.
AUGGCCGCACCAAGGCUGCAGGGGAUGGUUGACCCCAUGCACGCGUACCGUGCUAAACGCGACCGCGAACGCAGAACCGUGUUGAAAGCGUACAAGAUCCUGGGCUUCAUCUCCUCCGGAACAUAUGGUCGAGUGUACAAGGCUGUUCUGCUCCCUCCACCAAAGACCAACGGCAAGGCGACCCUCCCUGCUGCAUCUAGAGCGGCGCUCGGCAUUACAAAGUCCAAGUCGCCAUCGGCAGGACUCGAUGACCCACUCAACAACCCAGAGCUGUGUAUGCGGCCGGGAGACCUUCCAGCCAAGGAAGGCGAUGUGUUUGCCAUCAAAAAGUUUAAGCCGGACAAGGAGGGCGACCAGCAGACGUAUGCCGGCAUCUCGCAGAGUGGAGCGCGUGAAAUCCUGCUACACCAUCGCAACCUCGUGGCUCUGAGAGAAGUCAUUCUGGAAGACAAGGCUAUUUACAUGGUGUUCGAGUAUGCCGAACACGACUUCCUUCAAAUCAUCCAUCACCACUCCCAAACGGUCCGCACUCCCAUCCCACCUUCGACACUCCGCCGCCUGCUGCACCAGCUUCUUUGUGGCCUGCACUUUCUGCACUCCAACUUUGUGCUUCACCGUGACCUCAAGCCUGCCAACAUUCUUGUGACGUCGAGCGGAGUGGUCAAGAUCGGUGACCUGGGUCUUGCGCGUCUCUGGCACAAGCCGCUCGCCCAAGGCGGCCUCUUUGGUGGCGACAAGGUCGUUGUGACUAUUUGGUACCGUGCCCCCGAGCUCAUCCUUGGUUCCAAGCACUACACAGCUGCAGUCGAUCUAUGGGCCGUUGGCUGUAUCUAUGCUGAGCUUUUAUCACUUCGGCCAAUCUUCAAGGGUGAAGAGGCCAAGCUUGACAGUAAGAAGACUCUUCCUUUCCAAAGAGACCAGAUGGCCAAGAUCUGUGACGUCCUCGGACCAGUAAAGCCUGAGCAGUGGUCUGGCGUUGUGUCCAUGCCCGAGUGGAAGACGUAUCUCUCACAGGGGCCUUACCCCACCUCUUCGCCACUUCCUACAUGGUAUGCGAACCGUUCUGGUUCUUCAAACGGGUAUGACCUGCUCAUCAAGUUGUUUGAAUGGGACCCCGCCAAACGCGUCACGGCACGCGAGUCGCUGUCGCACCCUUGGUUCCAAGAAGAAGGAGGGUGCGGCGUCGCGUCCGUGUUUGAAGGCAGCACGAUCCCAUACCCAUCCCGACGAGUUACCCACGAGGACAAUGGCGAUGCCAAGAUGGGCUCUCUCCCCCCAUCCCUUGCGGGUGGUCGCUUGCCGAGUAGCUCAAACUUCCGUCCAUCCACGGGCGCGUUGCCGAAUGCGAAACGUACAAAACUGCGAUGA